Mesorhabditis belari is the source of this 1158-nucleotide messenger RNA. The record is from the annotation of a GenBank genome assembly. NCBI's taxonomy places the organism in Eukaryota, Metazoa, Nematoda, Chromadorea, Rhabditida, Rhabditidae.
AUGGAAAGCUUUCAGAAGGAGCAACUGAAUCCCAUGUCAACCCCCUCUGUCAACUUCCUCGAAGCACUUCCCGAUGUCGUCUUCUAUGAGGUGAUGAAGAAACUUCCAGCGCGCGUCAUCGAAAAUUGUGUUCGAUUGCUCUCAAGGGAUUGCUAUAGGAGGGUUGAGCUGCGCAGAGCAAGACUUCCUCGCGUUUAUUUCGAGGAGCUUCAUGUUGAUAAAAACCAGUUUUACUAUGACUCUGGAGCAAGGAACAGAUAUAGAGAAACGAUCGAUCCAGUUAAUUUGAUGCAACAUUUGGAGUAUUUGGGAGAGCGUACAACUUUCAAGACCCUCAGUUUGAUGUAUGUCAAUUGGGAAAUGUUUGCAAAUUGCAAGUUCGAAUGCAAGAUAUUGAUUUGUUUUGUUGAAGAUGGGGCGACUCUUUCGCCGGAAAGAUUCAUGGAUAUGUUUUGCAGUAUAAGACCAACGCAAGAGCUAACGAUUUAUGAAGUUUGGUUGGAGGGUUGGGGGAAUGAUCCAUUGAAUGACACGAUCUUGUUGAAUUCACGUCUUUUGCGUGUUCUUGUUGUUGACUUUCCAAGAACCGGGUGCACUCUUAAUGGGAUUCAAACGUGGCUCGGAGACUGGUUCACUUCAGGGCGUCAAAUUGAUAGAAUUUCUCUUCGAGCAGUUGGCGGAGAAGCAGAACUUCAAAAGUUCUUGCACAACUUAUCUGGACAACAAGCCGCGGAUUACCGCCUUUUCUUUGAAAAGGGCAAAUGGGGACGUUAUAAAGGCAGUUUUGGAUUCUGCGUCACGCGAAAAGUGCCUUGUGUAUCGAGUGAUAAAACUGGCUGUCAAGGAUGCUCAAAAACAGACCCACCCGGCUAUGCUGGUUUCAAUAAAGAUUUAAUCGAAAACCAAGCUGAUGGUUGUUUAACGCGAAAGCUCACUUGUCAUCAACCAAAUUAUGUGGUCUAUCGUGCAACCAGUGGAACGGUGAGUCAAGCGGAUCCGAUUUUGGUGCUCGAUUGCAAUAAGGAUUCCAAAUGGGUGACCCGUGAGGAGAAGUGGCGCGUUGAAAGUGUCGAUUGUCACAAUUCAACUGAACCGAAAAAGCCAAAGUCCGUUUGUAAAUUGGAGAAGAUUACAGGACCGUGCAAAUUCGAGAUCAAG